GCUAAACACGUGUAUGGGACCAAAACAAUUUGAUUUGAUUUAAAUAUGUGUAUGUGACAAAUACACAUUUAUUUGAUUUGUUUGUUCUUAUAGGUAGCCAGAUCGUGAUUACAACAAAACAUUUUACCACGCUGUCUUGUUACAUUGGUGAGUAAAAACUCAUGCUUCCUCAUACCCCGUCUGAAAAUAAAAUAUUAAUUUCACUCAACUGCGUUACACACUCCAGUGAGCAGAUGGCGAUGUCGGGCUUUAAGGCAAUGCUGCCAAUGUGACGUAUUAUCUAGUGGACGGGACGCUUCUUACACACAGCAACAGUUAGACAGCCACCUCCGUAGCUUGCUAGCCAAACCGAUACAGCUCGUUAGACGCUUUCGUGUAUAUUAGCCACUAUGUUUUAAACCAAUGUCUGUUGUCUAGUUAGUUAUCCCAUUUAAUGUAAUAUUUACUGUGUUGUUAUUGGUAAACUAGCUGGCUGGUUAGAUUAGCACUAUCCUAGCAAGCAAGCUGACAUCGCCGACCAUGACCUCACUAAGCUACUCUCCAACUAUUAAAGAAGAGGUCUGCUGGACGGAGAAGGAGGAUGCUGUUCGAGUGAAAGAAGAAGAGAAAGAAGUUACAUUAAAAGAAGAGGGAGACGCGUUCAGAGUGAAAGUGGAGGAGGAAGUUACUGUGAAAGAAGAGGAGCAAGAGGAGGAUGGAGUUGUCAGAGUGAAAGAAGAGAAUAGGGAGAUGACUGUCACAUCGAAAAAGGAGGAGGAAGAGGAAACUGGAUAUCUGGGCUCGGUUUCCCAAAGUGGUCUUAAGGCAUCCUAUGGUUCUAACGAUGAAUUUAGCCUUAAAAUGCGUUUGGGAAAAUCGGCCCAGAUUAACACUAGAGAGAGACUUGACUAUCGUGGAUCCUCUGUAGAGCCUCAACAAUAUCAUGAAGCUGACGAGGCAGAGAAGAGUCUCUCCACAUCAGAACACCUCAAGAAAAACCAGCGGAAACCCACAGGGAAGAAAUCUCACCGAUGCUCCGACUGUGGAAAGAGUUACUCAAGAUCAGAUACACUAAAGGUACACCAGAGAAUUCACAAUGGAGAGAAACCUUAUACCUGUGAUCAAUGUGGCAAGAGUUUUGUUACAUCUAGCCGUCUGACUAUACACCAGAGAACACAUACAGGAGAGAAGCCAUAUAGCUGUGAUCAAUGUGAGAAGAGUUUUGUUACGUCUAGCCAUCUGACUAUACACCAGAGAACACACACAGGAGAGAAAUCUUACCAUUGCUCUGACUGUGGAAAGAGUUACUCAAGAUCAGAUUCACUAAAAGUACACCAGAGAAGUCACACUGGAGAGAAACCUUUUAUCUGUUAUCAGUGUGGGAAGAGUUUGAAUGAUCCAAGCAGCAUGAAAACACACCAGGGAAUUCAGGCUGGAGAGAAACCUCAUUGCUGCUUUGACUGCGGGAGGAGAUUCACCCCUUCAGAGGACCUUAAAAAACGUCAGAGAAUUCAUACAGGAGUGAAACCUUAUAACUGUUAUCAAUGUGGGAAGAGUUUUACUGAAUCUAGACAGCUGACAAUACAUCAGAGAGCACACACAGGAGAGAAACCUUACCCCUGCCCUAACUGUGGAAAGAGUUUUGUUUCUUCAGUACAUUUAAAAUCACACCAGAGAACACACACUGGAGAGAAGCCUUAUAGCUGUAACCAAUGUGGGAAGAGUUUUACUCACUCAAGCUGCCUGAUGGUACAUCGGAGAACACACACAGGAGAGAAACCUUAUAGCUGUAACCAAUGUGGGAAGAGCUUUGUUACAUCUAGCCGUCUGACUAUACACCAGAGAACACACACAGGAGAGAAGCCUUAUAGCUGUGAUCAAUGUGGGAAGAGUUUUACUACAUCUAGCCAUCUGACUAUGCACCAGCGGACACACACAGGAGAGAACCCUUAUAGCUGUAAUCAAUGUGGGAAGAGAUACACUGGUAGAAAAUCUCUGAUUAAACAUCAGAAAAUACAUAUAUGAGGACAUUGUACCAUGAUUUCAAUUAAAUAAUGUCACAAUGUAGAAUGCUUUUAACAUUGUAGUAGGAGUAUUUUAAUGUCACAAUGUAUAACCCUAAACUUUUUCCCCCCAUUCUAUUGAUAUUAGCCUCAUAAGGGCAAAAAAACAGGCUCUGAAUUGAAAGAGCACUAUUUAUGUGAUUAACAAAGAAAGUGUUGCGUUACACUUACCGUGUUGGGACCCACUUGAAAAAAAAUGCAACACCUCAAAAUGUAGCUAGAUGUUUUUCAACAAAUUGUCCUCUAACCAGUGAGGUAAACAUUAUUCCCAGAUUCCAUGUGGUUUUUGAGCUGUUAGUUUUAACAGGACAUGUAACCUCAUCUCCCCCCUCUCGUGCAACUGAUUGGUGAAGCUGGUUGAGAGAAUGCAAAGCUGUCAUCAAGGCAAAGGGUGGCUACUUUGAAGAAAUUCAAAUAUAAAAUAUGUUUUCUAUAUGUUAUUUCAUAGUUGUGAUGUCUUUACUAUUAUUCUACAAUGUAUAAAAUAGUAAAAACAAAGAAGAACCCUUGAAUGAGUGGGUGUGUCCAAACUUUUGACUGGUAUUGUACGUUCACUUUUGGUUGACAGUGAAAGUUGAAAAUACACAUGUUUCAGUUUGUUAUUUCAAUGACUUGAAAACAACUUAAUUUCAAAAUACUUGCAGCUUAUACACAUGGACAGAGUAUUAAAAAAUUGGUCUAUUAACAAUUGUAUUAACAAUCGUACAUCACUCUAGUAUUUAUACACACUAUUUAUUUACAACAUUCAAGUGCUAAUUGUAUUUAUUCCUCUUCUGAAGAAGCGUGACUCAAAUCACCUACUCAUGUCAAACAUCCAGCGUGGCAAAAUAUAUAUAUUUCGUAUUAUUCCAUGCCUCACCAUUAAGGGAAUUAUUGCCAAUACCUAUCAACAAAGGGGUGUACAUUUGGUUAUAUAUAUAUAUAUAUAUAUGUCAUAUUUACAUUUCAUGUAACAUUUAGUCAUCUUAAUUAUUCAUGCAACCAACUUUUUACAAGUAUUUUCUUUACAAACAAUGGAGUAAAACAAACUUAUAUUUUGGGUUGGACAUUGCAUCCUAUUCUUAUUAUUUUAGCUAAUGGCAUUUCCUGCUCGUUAGUCUUUGUUUUUAUCUUUAUUCUUUUGUUUUUUAUCCUCUUAUGUUUGUUGUGUAGUAAAUAUUUCAGUUCUUUUUUUAUUUUUCUAUGAAGUGCAUUGCAUCCAUGUCUGAAAUGUGCUAUAUAAAUAAAGCAUAAGUUAAUUUUAACAUAUUGCUAAACAAAUGGAACCAAUGACCAACUUCACCCAAUCCAGUGCAUUUUUGUUGAAAAGGAAAAAUGUUGAAAUCAAUAAUGCGUCAAAGGAUUCAACUACUGAAAACUGAAACAAACAAAUGGAUCAAACAGAUCAAUCCCACUUUUCAAGCCUGCUGAAGGCCUGGUGGCAUGGUAAACACCACCCCGGGCUCUACCAGGGGCACACUUGGGGUGGUCUCCCACAGCUCUGCAUACUGUAUGUGGCAGUAGGUAGUACCAAUGCCUGACCUAGCGCCUGAAGACAAAAGUCAGACACAGAUUCCAAAUGAUGGUCAUUAAAUGAUUCCAUUAGGUUCAAUACAUGAAGUAAUAGCUUCAAAAUAGAUGUCUACCAUCUCUAUAAUGAAUAGGCUGAUCAAAAUAUAGCAUAGUCAUUUCGAGUUUCAAUAAUAAUAAAUCAGUUAUUUAUUGCUUUUCUUAUGUGCCAAAAGUGCCAAAACAGUGUGAGCCAGCAAUCUGUCUUUACAUUGAGCAUCACCCCUUACCUGCGAUAUCGUGAUUUGCCAAAAUGAUCAGUGACGCAAAAUCUGCAUACCUGAACAAAGUUCCUCGUUAGUCGUUGCACAGUCUUGAUAGCAUAGAGAUAGAUAGGCCUCAACUUUGUGUCAUUGUGGUAUCCGUGACCGCAUGGGCUGCGCCAUUGAGGCUUUACAACCCAUAGGAAUCCCCACCCAGUUGACAACUCUGACUAUUUUAAAAUGGUGGAAGCCCUCAAUGUCUCUGCCCCACGCUAAAACGGCCAUUUGGCCACUAGAGGCCUCUAUUAUUCUCUAUGGUUGACAGAUGCUGCUACUGUACAAUUUAUGUUACCUGCAUCUGUCCCUGAGUUUUCUCUCAUGGACAGAGUACAGCUGACAAAUUACGCAAAUUCUGGGUUAACCUAGAUUAGUUCAUGAGAAAUUACAAGUUCCAUAAACCAUGGUUCAUGAACAGAAAUUUGCAUUUUUGGCAACCGGAGGGAAAUGAUUGCCAAUUUCCUGGUUUGAUUUGUGUUUAAUGAGGAUGAGGGUGUGUUAAUGUCUGGAGCUCUCGUCAAACAUGAGGUCUGGGCCAUGUUGACAUUGAUGUGCUAUUGGCACACAGAAGCCUUGGGCCUCUUUCUCUGUUCCCACUCUCUUCCUCAAAUGCAAAACUGGUAACCUGGGAAAAAGGUCUGAACAGAAAUUUAUCACCGGGCAUUAAGUUUAUUAUCGAGGACCAUCCUCCCCAAAUGCUCUUUAUGGUAAGUAUAGGAGCAUCACAGGGCCAUCAGAGAUUAUUUAACAUCAGAUUGAAUGUCUGACCUUGUUAGCAACCUUGCUUGGAGAAAUCUGAAACCUAUUCCUGUCAAAUAACAACACAAGACUUACAAUAAGAACCACAUGGGAAGACUGCAUUUGAGCCCUAUUCAAUCGGAUAAGACCGCCAAUAUAUGUAAGGCGCUAACCAUGUAGUUUAACAUAGGGUACUUGCUGUGUGUUGCCCUAUACGACCUCCAAGUACUUCCAAAUAUCUGAGGUUUUCUGGACACUAAUCACACGAUUGGUGUAGCAGAUGCAACUGUUGGUGUUCGCAAGCAAAUAACUGUUAGGCCUCUUAGUGCAAUAAAUCGUUAUGCUUCUGAGUCAAUGGAGGUGUUUACUCUACUUACACAGUUCUAACAAUGCUCAAGUUUUAGCCCAAUUAUACUAACCGAGUAAUUGAAAAUCCACCACAGCUGUGGUUUCUGUAUGUGCUUGACUGUAUUACUGCAUGCAUGGUUAAUGAAUACCACGGUAAAAAACUUUUUAGCCUUUUGGAUUACGAUUGUUUUCCAAGUAGUCUUGUUAUCAAAGAUAUUAGAUGUAACCAUAGAUCUUGUGGCAAUGCUGAGAUGCUUAAGCAGUGUUGGAAUGUCAACAUUUCCAACACUAGGCUCAUUGAAUAGAGAGCAGGUAUGACAUCAGUAUACUUCUGCUUCAGUAUCUAAACACCAGCUGUAUACAGACAUCAUCCACCAUGCCCAACCUGUCUGUCCAAUAAUUGUACUUUUGAAUAUCGUGAAGUCAGUGUGGAAGAGGUGCAAGACAACAAUCAUUUUAUCUUAAAUGUGAGUCUACGAUAAAGUGUGUGCCCUCAGGCCUGGCGAGAAGCUAAAGUCAUU
This is a messenger RNA of Oncorhynchus mykiss (rainbow trout), 5457 nucleotides long. NCBI's taxonomy places the organism in Eukaryota, Metazoa, Chordata, Actinopteri, Salmoniformes, Salmonidae. The record is from RefSeq and is a predicted model, not a curated record.